This is a messenger RNA of Indicator indicator, 1287 nucleotides long. It is a transcript of the gene DRC10, whose product is annotated as IQ motif containing D. NCBI's taxonomy places the organism in Eukaryota, Metazoa, Chordata, Aves, Piciformes, Indicatoridae. Bases 1 to 1287 code for a protein of 428 amino acids. The record is from RefSeq and is a predicted model, not a curated record. Gene Ontology annotation, molecular function: protein binding. The transcript has 4 exons.
AUGGCAACAGAGGAUCCAGCUGCACUCCAAGUAUCAUCUCAGGAUGUGGAGCAAAUGAAAAAGCCCUUGGUGAAGGGCAUGGCAACUCCAGAGAAGGAAACAGCCGUGUCAGAUGACACAAAGAUGCUAGAUUUGUGUCGUUUACAACCUGAUAGCAUAGAGACAGACAAAAUCAUAACUGUCUUGGAUGAGACCAUGGCCAGGCUGGAGAUGAGCAGCUUGAUCCCGCAUAUUAUUGGCUCUCUGGACAGGUUUGCUGAUAUGCUGGGACCUGAGAUCACAAACUGCCUGAUCCAGUACCAGAAGCUUUCCAUUGAAAUGGAGCACCUGCUUGGUAGCCCUGAAGAAGAGGCCAGCAUGGGAAGUGAGGUGCAACAGGGCUGGCUCUGUCAGCUGGAGGAAUGUCUCUCACGUUCUGUUCGAGAUGUCCUGAGGCUCAUACUGGCCAACCCUUCACUGUGCCAGGCUCUGAAGCAGGAAACUUGGGCAAGGAAGUUACCAGCUGAAGGCUUUCUUAAAGGCUUUGGGGAGUUCAGGAACUUCAUGAUCGAAAGACUCCUGACUCAUCCUGUGGAAGAGGAAGAAAAGAUUCAGCUCAUGGAAGACAUCUCCCUCCAGAUAAAGGAAAGCACUGAAGCAAUCACAGCUCUCCAGGCAGAUCUGGCAGCAGUGAGCCAGGCUGGAGAGAAGGAGAUUCACAAGAAGGACCAAGAGAUUGAAGACCUCAAAACCAGCAUGCAAGAUCUGGCCAAAGACUCCAAGGCUGGCAUCCAGCAGAUCAAGCAGGAAGGAGAUAAACAGCAUGAAAACGAGCUUCAGUCCUCUCAGGCCAAGUGUGCCAGGCUGCAGGAGGACAUUGAGCAGCUGAGAGCACAACUCAGUGCCUUCAUCCCAGAGCAUCGAGCAUCAGAGCUGGAUCUCAAGCAGAGGAAGCACAGAGUGGAGAUGGAAAUAAUGAACUGGAUGCAGAAAUACAAGACAGACAUGGCAGAAAAACAGGCUGAGUACGAGGAGGUUGCUGCUGCCUACAGCGAGGAGAAGGGCCAGCUGUCCCUGCUGAUGGAGAAACGUGUGGUGCUUUUCCAGGAGUAUUCCCAGAUUGAGGAGGAGCGCAGGCUACAGCAGGAGAAGGAGGACGAGGCUUUGGAGGAGUUGAACACCAAGACUCUUGCUGCCACCUGCAUCCAGGCCUUCUGGAGAGGAUAUUUAGUCCGAUCCCUCUUCAGCUUUAAAAAGAAGACAAAGAAGGGCAAGGGCAAGGGCAAAGGCAAGAAGGCCGAGAAAUAA